This is a messenger RNA of Ostreobium quekettii, 432 nucleotides long. The record is from the annotation of a GenBank genome assembly. NCBI's taxonomy places the organism in Eukaryota, Viridiplantae, Chlorophyta, Ulvophyceae, Bryopsidales, Ostreobiaceae.
AUGUUGCUGGUUGUGGAAUGGGAGAGUGAUGGGUUGCCAGACGCCCCUGCUGUGCAUGUGAAGGCACCCCAAGUCGGAGUCAGGGCCUGGCCUGGUUUAGGGGCGGUGUGGGUGUGUAGCUUAGGAGAUGGUGCCUUUCUGUUGUGUCCAAGGGCUGUGAAGCAUGGGCAUGGCAUGUGGGCAGUAGUGGCCAUGGUGUUCAGGCGACACCACUGGAGGUGCAGCAGAAUGUUCAUCCACAGCUUGCAGGCUGAUGCGGGAUCACAGAAUGGGAUGUUGAAGCCAUGCAGUCAGGCAUGCUUGGCACCUGGGUUGUGUGAGGUGUGCAUCGUCAAGCAGCCUGAUAGAUGCACUGUUGCACAUGGCAAACUGAGGCAGCACAUCUGGCAGAAUCCUGCUGGAACCGUGGAUCUAAAGAACAAAAUAGGAUAA